Mytilus trossulus (common blue mussel) is the source of this 1455-nucleotide messenger RNA. RefSeq names its product ankyrin repeat domain-containing protein 50-like. Bases 1 to 1455 code for a protein of 484 amino acids. Gene Ontology annotation, molecular function: GTPase activity; protein binding; GTP binding. The transcript has 11 exons. NCBI's taxonomy places the organism in Eukaryota, Metazoa, Mollusca, Bivalvia, Mytilida, Mytilidae. The record is from RefSeq and is a predicted model, not a curated record.
AUGAUUGAAUAUAAUGUGACUGUUCUAGCUAUAAUGGAGGAUUGGGAUAAGAAACUAACUACAGCUGCUAGGUAUGGAGAUAUAGAAGCCUUAAAAUUAAGCCUACAGAAUGGUGCAGACAUUGAUUAUCGAGAUAGAUAUGGAGAGACAGCAUUAAUGAGGGCUGUCGAGAAAGGACACCUGGAGAUCUGUAGACUCCUCAUUGAUAAAGGAUGUAAGAUCGACAUCACAGCAGGUAGUGGAUGGACAGCAUUAAUGUUGGCUGCCAAGGGAGGACACCUGGAGAUCUGUCGUCUCCUCAUUGAUACAGGAUGUACGAUCGACAUCACAACAAACACUGGAAAAACAGCUUUACAUUUGGCUGCUGAGGAGGGACAUCUACAGAUCACAAGAUGUCUGGUAGAACAAGGCGCCAGUCCCUUAGUUACAACACAUAAGGGUGAGACUCCAUAUGAUCUAGCAGCAAAAAGCAAAUGGAGCCAGUAUGAAGAAGUGAUGGAAUACUUACAGACUGUCAUGUCAGAGAAAUCUCCAGGUGUGACUGCUGGUCAAGGGAUAGAAGAUGAAGUCCCAACUGAAAUAAAGUUAAUGACUGACAAAAGAUCUGUCGAAUUGUACCUUAAAUUACUUGAGUCAGGCUCUGAGAAAAAGAGAGACAUACGUUUAGUAGUAGUUGGAAAAAAAGGUGCAGGAAAGACUUCAUUGAUUAAAAGAUUGUUUGGUGAAGAUAAUACAGAUGUUACUAGUACAAAUGGAAUAGAAAUUCAUAAAAUAAAAUGCAAAGCAAUGUCUGAUGAUGGAAUAUGGAAUAAAUUAGAUGGAAACUAUGACGGAACUGAAAUUCAUGCAAGACUAUUGAAGGAAUAUGAUGUAAAACUUCAGGACAAAGGAACAAUAGAAGAACCAGUAGAAUCCCACAUUGCCAUUAAGGACAACACACCAGCAACAAGUUUUGAGGAAUCAAAGAAAUCAGGGACAGUAUAUCAGCAGCCUAAAAUAAUGACACCUCUAGUAACCACUGAAUCUCAAGUUGAACCUCCAGUAACCUCGCAGCAACAACACCAAUUAUUAGAACAGGCAAAAAAGGAUAUUGAAACCAUGCUUAGAUCUAAUGUAGAUUUACAUGACAAAGAGGAUUAUGCCACAUUAUUUUUGUGGGAUUUUGCAGGAGAUGAAGAAUUCUACCACACACAUCAAACCUUUUUAUCCCCAGAUGCAAUUUAUCUUGUUGUUACAAAACUCAAUGAGGCUGGCGACAAACAAGCACAAGAUUUAUUCCAAUUGUGGAUGGAUUCAAUACAUUGUUACAGUAGACUGGAAGAGGAUAUAUAUAAAUCUGAUGUCAAAAAGAGAAUAUCAGAGGAUCUUGAUCCACCGAUAGUUAUUGUUGGCACUUGGAAAGAUGCUUUGAUCUCUGAUGUACAAGAGGUAUUGAAAAUUGCCAAUGUUGUCUGA